AUGUUUUGUUUCGUAGCGCUCGUGUUUUAUGUAAGCGCAGUCAGUGGAUAUGUGUUUCCCGAUGGAUUCAAGUUCGGAGUCGCGACAUCCGCUUACCAGAUCGAGGGAGGAUGGAAUGCUUCAGGUAAAGGCGUCAGCAUAUGGGAUACAUUUACUCAUCAGAACCCUCAUCUCAUAGAAGACGGCAGCAACGCUGAUGUUGCCUGCGACUCUUACCACCUCUGGCGGAAUGAUAUUGAUCUGGUGGAGGCUUUGGGAUCCGAUUUUUAUAGAUUUUCCAUUUCUUGGUCCCGGAUCCUGCCCACGGGGCUGCCCAACGAAGUUAGCAAGGGCGGUGCGAAGUACUACAGCGACAUUAUCGAUGAACUCCUCAGACGGAACAUCCAGCCCAUGGUCACGCUCUACCAUUACGAUUUGCCUCAGAAAUUUCAAGAUCUCGGUGGCUGGGUCUGGAGGUUGUAUGAUGAAGAGUAUAAGCCGACAUAUCACGGACGGGUGUCUCUGGCGAACAAUCCUGUGUGGCUUGAAGCUGGUGACGCGAAGUACGAGAAUUUAGCGGAGCUUGGAAGAGAAUUUGGGGCAGGUCGUUACUCUCAUCCCAUUUACUCAAGAACUGGAGGAUGGCCACCGUCUGUCGAGAAGUAUAUGGCUGAACUUAGUAGACGACAAGGCCUUCUACACUCCAGGUUACCGGCAUUCACUCAAGAAGAAAUAAAACUCAUAAGAGGUACAUACGACUUUUACGCGCUGAACCACUACACUAGUCGAAUGAUUCGACCUGCAAAGCCUGACGAGAAACCUGGUGCCUGGAUCUUCUUUGGUUCCGUAGACCUAAAUGCUAUACUGUUCACACCCGAUUCUUGGCCACACACAGCGGCUGCAGCUGUUGUUAUGUACCCUCAAGGAAUACGACGCCAGAUGGCGUGGUUGCAACAAAAAUAUGGCAAUUUAAGCUUUUUGAUCACUGAAAACGGUUGCGCCAGCAACACUAAGGGUGAACACGACGACGAUCGUAUAGAAUUUCUUGACGCCUACCUUAAAGAGAUUGCUAAAGCAAUAGAAGAGGGCAUUAACGUAGAAGGUUACACGGCGUGGUCGCUCAUGGAUAAUUUCGAAUGGCUGAGUGGUUAUAGUGUUAGCUACGGACUUUAUAAAGUGGACUUCAAAGAUCCACAACGCUUGCGCACCCCACGCGCCUCAGCACAUUAUUACGCUGACGUCAUCAAAUCCAGACGGCUCGAUACGACGAAUAUAAAUAAGAAUAAAUAUACAAAUCUAACCAUACGUGUGACCUACAACAUUUUCAUGAUUGUUGUGACAAUAGUGAGCUUAGGUUUAAGCAGAUAA
Messenger RNA from Leptosia nina, 1347 nucleotides. The record is from the annotation of a GenBank genome assembly. Lineage: Eukaryota; Metazoa; Arthropoda; Insecta; Lepidoptera; Pieridae.